ACAAUGGACGACCUUGACAAAACAGCUGAUCGAUCCCAGUUGUCAAAAAGUGUUUUGUUUUCCACAGCAAUGGUUGCCUUAACUCCCUAACCACAAAAACAUAACUCGAAAACAGUGUACAGUGUUUACGAAAAACUCAAAUAACACACAAUUUUCACCUAAUAAAACUUGUGUGAUGUGAUUUCCGAAUUCGUUGCUUCAACAUCCAUCAUGUUCCUGACCUUCAUCACCACUUUUGUGGUAUUCAUGAAGACCACCACUGAUGGUGCAACAACGGAAUUCCCACCGUGGUCAGAAAGAACGUACACCACAACAAAUUCAUCUCAAGCCGAUUGCCCCUUUUUUGGGGCCAUCGAAAACGGAUAUGUCAGAAUAAUCGAUGACGCUGCAAAUAAAGUCGCCGUAAUUAAAUGUAACGAAGGCUACGACCUGGACGGGGCCCCCAACGUGUACUGCAUUGAGGGUAAAUGGGAGGAGUUACCCCGUCCCCAGUGCAGCAAACGCUGCUAUCCGCCCCCUUACAUCAAAAACGGGUCUCUGGAGAUCGAAGGGGAGAAGGACGAGAAGGGGUUGUUUCAUAAAGGUACCUUAGCCACGUAUUCGUGUGGUGACGGCUUUAAUUUGAUGCCAAAAGAAAGCAAGUAUCGGGUGUGUGAGAAAGGGAUUUGGACGGGGGCUUAUGCUAUUUGUGAGUCAGUGCAGAAAAUUACAAAUUGUCCAGCUCCAAAGGACAUAACUAAUGGGUAUUUCGUGCAUGAGAAGACUGGAGAGUUUGAUGGCUACAGAGUCGGGCAGAGGUUGCACUACAGCUGCAAAUCCGGGUAUGUUUUGGUGGGAACGCCUGUGCAGCAGUGUUUGGAGGAUGGCACUUGGUCGCCCAAAAUACCACCGGUCUGUUCACUAGCCAUUGCUGAAGAUCCAUCUGACGCUCCGUGUCCGGCCUCGCCUACGGUCCCUCACAGUUACACAAACCUCGUCCAGGGUUAUCAGUCCGAAAAUCUGGCGAUCUCCGGCACCGUCGUCCAAAUCCACUGCUUCAGCAAGUACAGGAACACGAAAGCUCCAUGUCAGCCCGGAAAAUUACGGUGCAUCGGAGGAAGAUGGGUAGGAAGCACUCCCAUCUGCGUGCCGGCACACGACUGCGAUCCACCUCCGGCGGUCUCCUACGCUGUCAUUUAUAACUUGAAUCCCGAAUUCCACGAUGUAUCUUUCACCAAGUAUCCGAUAAAAUCUCAGAUUUCCUACCAGUGUCUGCCGGGCUACACUCUGCAAGGAAACGAGAUUUUGGCCUGCUCGCCGGGAGGAUGCUGGCUACCGAUGGAGCCGCCCACGUGCUACCACACACCCAGUAAUAAUUACUAUUUGGAGGUGAACAGCAUCAACGCUGUGCUGAUUUCGGGGGCCACGGGGGCCGGAGUUUUGGGAUUGCUGUUGGUGAUUUGCUUGAUUACGACGUGCAGGAGACGCAAAUCGUUGUCGAGGGCUGUGGCCAUCGCGCCGCCGGUACAAAGGGCGGAUUUGAGCGACCACGCUACCCUUUUGCACCAUCCGGAUAGGUUGGCGCUGAUUGCGUUUGCGGAUGGAAUGCAGAAUGAACAGGCGUCGCUGCCCACCUACGACGAGGCGACGCGCGACCGAGCACCGAACCUCACAUCCAACAGGUUGCAUCGCCCCCACUGGCCGAAUUUAGGCGGGCGGAGGUCGCGUAAUCCGGCGAAUCCGGCAGACAUGGUGCAUGUUCCCCGUCACGGCUCUUUCGCUUCGCACACGCCGAGCACCAGGUCGGCCGGAGACUCCAUGGGGUCGACAGACACGGUCGCCGUGUCCGAAGGAUCGACCAACGUCACCUUGGACACCGCUUCUUCGUACAGUGGCUCGCAGCCGGCGUCCUGCAGGGUCCACUGCGGAAGUUUGGCUUCGUUUGACACCAGCUCCGUUGUCAAUACCGAAGGUGUUCCAUUACUCGAAGAAAAUGAAUUGGAAGAAACUCAGGGGGGAGACAAUAUAUCUUUAGUCGUAGACAAUCCCUCAAUUUCCGACAACGCAUCAUUCAAAUUAUCUACUAAUUCAGCUGAUCUGUCUUAAUUUUUACUAGUUCAAGUUGAUUGGAAGCUUUAAACGUGACCUUAAAAUGUUCAUAAACUAGUAUUUAGACACGGUAAAGAGCCAAAUGUUCGAAUGGAUUUAAUAUAUUUUUUAAGGCCAGUGUAUUAUGAAUUGUAGUAAGUUUUAGUUAAUUUUAUAUAUCUUUAGGUACCUGUUUGUUUUUAGUAUUCUUAUUGAAUGUUAUACUGUAUUCCAUCUUCUCUUUCCCUUUUUCUCCCGAACGUUUUAUUUGUAAGAGUCAAAGUUAUUUUCUUACUACUGUGUAUAUAAGAAUGACCAAAGUAAAGUGUAGUGCUAGUGUCAGAUGUUAUGCUUAUAUUUUAGUUGCGAGUUUUAUUUGUCAAAAACGACUCGAAUUAUUUAUUCUGUUUUUAAUACUUACGCUGUAAAAUUCAGGAUUGUUUUCAGAAACCGCCCAUUUGAUUAUGGAUUAAGAAGAGUGUAAGUGUUGUGAUAUUAUUUUUAGUUUUGUUAAAAAGUAGAAACAAAUAAAAUGUUUAUCCUA
Molecule: messenger RNA, 2611 nt
Organism: Zophobas morio
Lineage: Eukaryota; Metazoa; Arthropoda; Insecta; Coleoptera; Tenebrionidae
Product: sushi, von Willebrand factor type A, EGF and pentraxin domain-containing protein 1-like
Exons: 7
Coding region: 211-2085 (624 amino acids)
Source: RefSeq, a predicted model, not a curated record